Messenger RNA from Mytilus californianus (California mussel), 8114 nucleotides. Its product is annotated as neuronal acetylcholine receptor subunit beta-4-like. NCBI's taxonomy places the organism in Eukaryota, Metazoa, Mollusca, Bivalvia, Mytilida, Mytilidae. The record is from RefSeq and is a predicted model, not a curated record. Bases 69 to 1598 code for a protein of 509 amino acids. The transcript has 5 exons. Gene Ontology annotation, cellular component: synapse; neuron projection; membrane. Gene Ontology annotation, biological process: signal transduction; chemical synaptic transmission; nervous system process. Gene Ontology annotation, molecular function: extracellular ligand-gated monoatomic ion channel activity; neurotransmitter receptor activity; transmembrane signaling receptor activity.
UAAGUAUCUUAAUCUUUGGUUUUCUUAAAUUAUGUGUGCAGUUUUAAAAUAAUUUAAAAUGAACUAAAAUGAAUUUGAUUCUUUUCCAUCUUAUCUGUAUAUGUAAUGUUGUUGUGUUUAUUGUCUAUAGUGUGAACGUUGAAACCCUUUUGUUGAAGGACAUACUGGACAAUAGAGAUUAUAAUAAAUAUAUGAGGACGCCGACUGUUAAUAAAAGCGAACCAAUACAGGUAGAGAUUGAAAUUGCGCUAAACACAAUUCAUUCAUUAGACAUGAAGAACCAAAUCCUGACAACUUCGUUUGGUAUAAAGAUGUCAUGGACAGAUGAAUUUUUGACGUGGAAUAAGAGUGACUACGGAGAAACGAAUGCAAUAACAGCUCCAAUAUCAAAGAUAUGGACGCCUGAUGUGUUGCUUACAAAUUAUGCAGACAAAUCCAAUAUUUUUGAAGAUAAUGAUAAACGUGUUUAUAUCUACAGUAAUGGGCUGGUAGAACGGCGUGAUGAUAUUGAAGUUAAAACUUAUUGCGUUGUAAAUCCAACAAGAUAUCCGUUUGAAACUGAAACCUGUACAUUAAAUUUUAGAGCCCAAAAUCUUGAUAACAAGGAACAGAUGUUAAGCAUUGGAUUGCCAGCUAAUUUCCUGAAUCUAUUUAAAUCAAAUGGUGAGUGGCAUAUAUCUAAACCUGACAAAAUAAGACAUUAUACAACAAUAGAACAUGUUAAUGGAAGAAACUUCUCUGUAGUGAUCUUACACAUAGAAAUGGAUCGCAGACAAACAUAUUACGUAUGGAGAUUCCUUGCUCCAACUGUUGCUAUUACAUUUAUAAAUAUUGUAACUUUUUGGCUACCAGUGGAAAGCGGAGCCAAAGUCACGUUAUCAACAUUUGUUAUAUUGGGUUUUACAGCAAUGAUUGAGUUAUUUAACGAAUCCUUACCAAGCACUUCUGACAAACCUUCUUACUUUGGAAGGUUGUUAUGGUGGUUACUUGGUAUAAGCGGAAUCAUUCUCAUAUUGAAUGUCAUUAUAAUUGCAAUUUUCUACCGCAAAUGUGGUAUAUGUGCAAGACUUUGCUCGAUAUGCAACAGUAAAAAGAAAGGUGAUAAUAAGAAUGCAGAUCAGGAAAAAAUCAAUUUGCAAAAAAUCACAAUUUGUUCUUCAGGAAUUUGUUCACCGUGCUGCUCUGAAAACGAAGAUGACAUAGGGAUUACAGAACUUAAGUAUGUAAAAUCGCAAGAAGAAUCAAUACAUCACCAAGGUUCCAAUCCGGAAAACGUUUGUUUUUCGGGAAUAGAAGAGGACAGACAGGAAACAGAACUAAAGUAUGUUCAAUCGCAAGAAAACCCAACCAAUCAACCGGGUACCAGUCAGGAACAUGUUGAUGAUAUUGUGAUUUUAAUAGAAGACAAGAAAAACAGGAAAAAAGAAGAUAAUUUAGAUGAAACGAAGAAAAAUGAAAUAAAGAAAAAAAGAAGGAAACAAAAGGCUUCAAAAUAUGAUAAAAUAUGUUAUGUUCUUAUGCUUUUAGCAUAUGGAAGCGUGUAUACUUUUUUCUGUUAUAAACUUUUUGUUGAAAGGGAAAAUGAAAAUGUUGCAUAAGAGAACUAAAACUUUCAUUUCACACAAGACCACAGCCUACAUUGUUAUUUUACAUUCUACAAAUAUGACGGUGUACGGAUUUUUUUUACCCUGUACAAAUGUGGUAGUGUUUUUCUGGAAUAGAAGAGGACAGACAGGAAACAGAACUAAAGUAUGUUCAAUCGCAAGAAACCCCAACCAAUCAACCGGGUUCCAGUCAGGAAAAUGUUGAUGAUAUUGUGAAUUUAAAAGAAGACAAGAAAAACAGGAAAAAAGAAGACAAUUUAGAUGAAACGAAGAAAAAUGAAAUAAAGAAAAAAAGAAGGAAACAAAAGGCUUCAAAAUAUGAUAAAAUAUGUUAUGUUCUUAUGCUUUUAGCAUAUGGAAGCGUGUAUACUUUUUUCUGUUAUAAACUUUUUGUUGAAAGGGAAAAUGAAAAUGUUGCAUAAGAGAACUAAAACUUUUAUUUCACACAAGACCACAGCCUACAUUGUUAUUUUACAUUCUACAAAUAUGACGGUGUACGGAUUUUUUUUACCUUGUACAAAUGUGGUAGUGUAAGUAGACGUUUUUACAUUGUACAGAUUUGACGGGUGUCAGGUAGUUUAUUAACAUUAUCGUGAUUUAUUAUUAAUUUUUUUUUUAAAUAUUCACUAUCUUAAUUCACAACAUAAAAUAUUCUUUCUGUUAUUUAAAAGAUUCAGAUCUAUGCAAUGAAUAAAAGACAUUCAAUUGUCAAAAACUGACGUUAAAAGUUUCAACCGUCGAUUGCGUUAAUUUCCCUUAAAGAUCAUCUUUGCUUUGUGAAAGGACAUCUAAGAGAUAUAAAAAAUCAUUCAUUUUACUAGUUUUUUUAAUUUCAUUCAAUGAAAAAAAUCAUUAUUAGAAAUCCCAGUCUUUUCGUACAGACCAACAUUCACAGUAAACCAAUAAAUAUUAUCUUGAAGAUUAAAUUAUUAAAUUACUUAAAAUAUCACGUGUUUCUUUAAUAUUUUAUAUCGGCUUCGGCGGAGAAAAAAAAACUGUAUAUAAUAAAAGAAACAACCCAGCAAUUUCCGAAAGCGGUUUUGUAAUUAGGGGUCAGAAAAGGGUCAAAAACAAUUAUCUAGCCGGUUUUAAGAAAUUCCCUUGAGUAUAAGAGAUAUUUAUUUGGGCAAUAUUUUAGCACAGAACCACAACAAUAGGAAGGUUGGGAUUAAUUUUUGGGGUUAUUGUCAUAGCUGUUUAGGAAUUAGGGGCAAAAAACGGUCUAACAAAAACAAUAUUUUGUCAGGUUCAUAGCUAUAGACAAUAACUUGAGUAUAAGUGUAUAACUCUCUAUUAAAUUCUAGCACAAGGCUCCAUACCACAUUAGGAAGGUUGGGAUUUAUUUUUGGGGUUAUUGUCGUAGCUGUUUAGGAUAAGGGACCAAAAAGGGGCCAAAAACAAGCAUUUUUCAUGUUUCAGGACAAUAAUUGGUGUAUAAGAGUAAAGGUUUCUAUGAAAGUUUACCACAAGGUUCCCCAUACUUCAAAAGGAAAGUUUGGAAUGAUUUUUGGAGGUUCAUGGCCCAUAUCGUUUAAUAACUAGGGGUAAGAAAGAGACAGAAAAUAACUAUGUUUCUUCUUUGCAGGCAAUAACUUGAGUAUAAGUGUAUGGAUCUCUAUUCAAUUUUAGCACAAGGUUCCAUACCACAAUAGGAAGGUUGGGUUUAUUUUGGGAGGUUAUUAUAGUAGCUGUUUAGGAAUUAGGGGCCAAAAAAGGGCCUAACAAAAACAAUUAUUUGUCUAGUUCACAGAUAAUAACUUGAUUAUAACUGUAUAGAUCUGUAAUAAAUUUAAGCACAAGGUUCCAUUCCACAAUAGGAAGGUUGGGAUUAUUUUAGGGGUUAUUGGUGUAGCUGUUUAGUAAUUAAUGACCAAAAAGAGUUCGUAAAGAAGAAUUGUUCAUGUUUUAGGACACUAAUUUGUGUAUUAGAGUUUGGAUUUCUAUGAAUUUUACUACAAGGUUCCAUACUUUUAAAGGCAAGUUGGGAUUGAUUUUAGGUGUCAAGGUCCAAACCGUUCAAUAAUAGGGGCUUGAAAGGGGGCCAAAAACUAGGGAUUUUCUGAUUUGUGGACAAUAACUUAAGUAUAAGUCUAUAUAUUGCUAUUCAAUUGUGUCACAAGGUGUAAUAACAUAAAGUAAAGCUUGGGAUUGAUUUUAGGGGUUAUGACCCUAUCGGUUUAGUUAAAAAGGGCCAAAACCAAUACUUUGUAUAAACUGCUUAUUUUUUUUAGCAAUUUCAAUGGCAUUUAAUUCAAAAGUCUUGAAUUCUUGAGAGUCUUUUAUAUGCUGAAUCUAAUUGGGUAUUUGAUAUUUAGAUUUUAGGGUCUGUUUUUGAAAUGAUUCAUAUUAAGGUCAAAAGGGUCCAAAAUUAAACUUUUUGUUUGAAAUCUUUAAAAAUUAAAUUAAAGAUAUGCCUUGAUAUGCUGAAUCUAAUUUUAAAAUUGAAAAUGGCCACCAACGGGUCUUCAACACAGCAAGAAAAUCCCGCACCCGGAAACGGGCUUCAGCUGGGCACUAAAUUGAAGAUGUGUACUAUUUAAGUGAAAAUGGACGUCAUACUAAACUCCAAAACAUAUAAAUGAACAAAUAUGCUAGAUAUACUUACUGGAGGUGUGAUGAGAUGAUUGAAGCUGUUAAUUUUCUCCUUGAUAAUAUUUAUGUACGUUUCGACAGCAAAGUUUAUCGACAGGUUGUAGGUAUUCCUAUGGGCCCUUAUUGCGCCCCUUUAAUAGCAGACUUGUUUUUCUACUGUUAUGAAUCACAGUUUAUGACCAAACUCAGUAAAGACCCGUCUAAAUUGCAUUUAAUUGAUAAAUUCAACAACACUUACCGUUAUCUUAAUGAUAUUUUUUCGUUAAAUAAUCAAGAAUUUCUCAAUAUACUGCCGAAAUUUACCCAAAGGAACUUACUUUAAAUGAAUCAAAUUUAAACGGUAACAACUGUCCUUUCAUAGAUUUAGAUAUUUCGGUUUUACACGGGAAACUCCACACGAAAAUGUACGACAAAAGGGACGAUUUUUCGUUCCCUUUUGUUAAUUUUCCCUUUUUGGAUGGUGAUGUUCCUUUGGCACCAUCUUACGGUGUUUAUAUUUCACAACUCGUUCGCUAUGCUUGUGUCUGUUGUGACGUUUUUGAUUUUAACGAACGUAAUCUAUGUAUUACUGGUAAAUUAUUACGCUAGGGACUUCGUUACCACAAAUUACUUAAAACCUUUACUAAAUUCUUCCAUAGAUAUAAAGAUUGGUUUGGAAGUUUGGUUGUACCUGUAGAAAACUUAUUUCAAACGGGAUUGCACAUCCUCAUUUUUACGGCAAUAUUGUUUACCGUGCCCGGAAAUUUAGAAACGAUCCUAGUAAACUUAUCGAUCCUUUUAAUAAACUUAUUCUAAAAGGUUACCAAUUCAACACUGUAAUUAGAUCAUUAAAUAUUGUUUUUAUUGGUACUAAUAUUGAUUUUGUUAUCAGUAAAUUAAAAGCAAACUAAAUAUUAUUGUUAUAUAAAUAUACACAUUCAUGGAUCUACAAUCUGUCGAUACCUGUAUCUUGGCAUUGCACAAGGUCAUGUUUUUCUGUGACUGUUUAUGACGUCUUUACACUAAAUCCAUUGGAUGUUGGAUGCCAUGAGAUCUCAACCCUCCCCUAUACCUCUAGCCAAUGUAGAAUUAAAACAAACACACAGUAAUACGCACAGUAAAACUCCGUUUAAAAGAAGACCGAGUCCGAUGUCAGAAUAGGUAACAGAAGAAACUAAGCAAAAUGACAAUGAUACAUAAAUUAACAAAGGACUACUAUCAGUUACUGACAUGCUAGCUCCAGACUUCAAUUAAACUGAUUGUAAGAUCGAAUCUAAUCGUGUAUUUAGAUUUUUUUAUUUUGAGGCCUGUUUUCAAAUUGAUCCACAUUAAGGUCUAAAGGGUCAAAAAUACAACUUUUUUUUAUUUAAAAAAAAAAAAAUUCUUGGGGUUCUUUGACAUGCUGAAUCUAAGAGUGUAUUUAGAUUUUUGAUUUGGGGCAUGGUCGGCCCACAUUAAGGUCCAAAGGAUCCCGAAUUAAACUUUUUUGGAUUUAAAAAAAAAGGUUGGUGUUCUUUGAUAAGCUGAAUCUAAGCGUGUGAUUAGAAAUAUUUGAUUUUGGGCAUAGUUUUUAAGAUGGACUAAAUUGGGGUCCAAAAUUGAACAUUGUUUGUGUUAUUUAAUAUGGUCAAAUCCAACAGUGUUCUAUAUUUUUUGAUUUUGUGCUUGGUUUUCAAAUUGGGUCCAAAAUUAAACUUUGAUUGAUUUCUUCAAAAAUUAAAUCAUUGGUGUUCUGUAAUGUGUGCAAUUUUACAGUGUUGUUGACUUUUGGUCCGUUUUUAAAACUGGAUCCCAUUAAGGUCCAAAUUAACCAAAAUAGAACUUAAUUUGAUUUUAACAAAAAGAUAAACAAUGUGGUUAUUUGAUAUGCUGAAUUUAACCAUGAUUUUAGAAUUUGAAUAUUGGACCAUAAUUGGUAAAUGUCUAAUUUUAAAAUUAUUUUAAAACUUAUACCACAUUCAUUCAGUGACAGAAACUAUGCUAUUAUUACAUAUUUCCUCAGAAUUUAAAUUCUUAGAUGUUAUUGCACAAUUAAUCAUAUCUAAUUUUAUUUGGCCUUUUAACUUUUUUGGAUUCGAGCGUCACUGAUGAGUCUUUUGUUGACGAAACGCGCUUCUGGCGUAAAUACAAAAUUUAAUCCUGGUAUCUAUGAUGAGUUUAUUUUUAUUUCAUGCAAAAUGAAUAAAAUAACUUUAGUAUAAGUGUAUGGAUGUGUAAGAAAUUUUAGCACAAGGUUCCAUACCCUAAUUGGAGGGUUGGGAUAUUAAAUAGUUAAUCAAGCUCUACAUGUAUAGAUUUAUUGUAAACUGAUAGAAAUUUUAAAUUGAGUCAUAGUUUAGAAUAAAUUUGAUGAUUCAGAUAUUUUAAUUGUGGUGACAAUUGUGUAUGCAUUUCAAGAUUGUUAACAUGUUUGAAUAUUUUCUCAUGGUUGAAAAAUCCCUUAGAAAUUAAAAUAGGCCUUUGUCCAUCUGUUGAAGUGGAAGUGUACAUGUAGGUCACUGAUGUUUUUAAAUACAAUUGUGCCAUACAUUAUGUUGUGUUACAUCUUAAUAAAAAAAAAUAUUUUUAGAUACAAAUCUUUUUAUUAAAGGAUAUAUUUCAUUACAAUACAUUGCGUAGAUACAGUUGUUGGCAUUGAUAGAUAAGUUGCAGAUAUUAGUUGGUGACAAAUAAAAGUAAGAAUAUUGGAAACUAUUGAUUAUAUAUAUAUAAAGUUUGAUAACACUAAGUGGUGUUUUUAUAUUUUUCACUUAUUAUCAAGACAUCCAGUAAUUAUCAAUCACACAAUUAUAAUUGGGUUGUAUUUGAAAACUUUGUGUUUUUCCUAAGUGUUGUUGAUGAUAAGCCUGUAGGACAAUAUAAAUAUAAUUUGAAAUUUACUGUUCAUUAUUAGAUAUUUUGAAAAUAAUUACACAGUCCUACAAAUAGCCAUCAAAUUGAAAAGUUUUACACAACUAGUGUUGAGAUAAAAACAAAACAAAACUUGUCAGCAUUCAUGUAAUGAAAUUUGUCAAAUUUGUUAUUUAUCAGUAAAAUUAACAUUACACAGGUUGGUUUAGAUAUCUUACUAGCUACAGUGAUCAUUUCUGCAUCCUUUUGAUAAAAUAGAUGGCAUUGUUUUUGUUCAAUACAUGAAAUAUAAUUUCAGAUGUAUAUAUAAUACACAUACUAUACAUAAAAAAAUAAACAAUUUCAUGACUUUUUGUUGGGAAUGAAAAAAAUAAUCAAUAGAAAGCAACUGUUUGGUAUAAAAAUGUCAACUUGUUUAAAUACAUAAGAACAUUUUAAAAGCAAGAUAUAAUUUGAAAAUGCAAAUUGUCAUACAGAUGUGAAGUUCAUCUUGUGAGUUAUUUUGCACUUACAUUUAUCACACAUUUCAAGUUACUAAAAUAAAAGAACAAAAAAGGGGGGUUGAAAAUUUAAAUAGAGUUUUCAUUUAAAAUUUACGAAUGAAUAAAAAUUCCUGCAAUGUUUUUGUUCAAAACAUGAAAUAUAAUUUCAGGUAAAAAAGGGGGGUUGAAAAAUUAUAAUAAAAUUUUCAUUUAAACUUUACAAAUGAAUAAAAAUGUCAUGAUUCACAAUUUAUUCUUUUAAUAUAUAAUAUGAUAAUAAUAAUAAUGAAAAUUUAUAAAGCGCCCUAUAAAAAAAAUAAAAUUACUCUAAGGCGCUGUACAUUCAACAUGGUAAUGAAAACAAAUCAAUGACAAAAACAUAAAACAUACAUUGUGUCAGAUUCAAAUACUGAAAAAUAAACAAAAUACAACAAAAAUGCCUACCAUAAAAUAAAAGGUCAAUACGCAAAUACAUGUUAAAACAGAAAAUUUUAAAAUUAUCAAUAUAGGCUAAAAGCAUGCAAAACAAGCAAAAACUCUAAAAAGGAAUGCAAAAAAGUUGCAUUAAAAGUUGAUACAAAACAAGUAAAACCCGUAAAAGAGAAAA